Molecule: messenger RNA, 2514 nt
Organism: Dicentrarchus labrax (European seabass)
Lineage: Eukaryota; Metazoa; Chordata; Actinopteri; Moronidae
Exons: 3
Coding region: 150-1163 (337 amino acids)
Source: RefSeq, a predicted model, not a curated record
AGUUAUUGCUGUCAUCCUCUUUCACCAGCUUUGAACUGAGCUUAUUUGAGCUUGGUCGCUCUCACACAGUGUUGUGUGCUGUGGUCUAUCGGCCUCCCAAGUACAAUAAGGUCUUUUUAAAUGACUUUUCUGAUUUCCUGGCUGAAAUCAUGCCUAAAUAUGACCGUGUUCUUAUUGUUGGGGAUUUUAAUGUUCAUGUGUGUUGUCCUGAUAAGCCAAUGGCAAAGGGGUUUCUAAACCUCAUUGAUUCUUUUAAUCUUGUGCAAUCUGUGUCUGGACCCACACAAGAACACAGACACACACUUGAUCUUGUCUUAUCAUAUGGUUUGCCCGUUUUUAACCUAGAGAUACGUGACACAGUGUUUCCUGACCAUAUGCCUGUAUUAUUUGAGGCUGCUCUUGCCUGUCAUACAGUUAAACCUCGCGCUGCUGCUCGACGCUGUCGCAUUAUUAACCCUUCCACUGCUGUUCAGUUCUCAGUUGCUUUCAGUCAGAACUCCAUCAUUCCUGAGUCUGUGUGCAAUUCAGAAGAGCUUACCUCAUGGUUUCACUCCACCUGCCAAACUGUUUUAGACACUGUGGCUCCAUUAAAAUCCAGGCAGCCUAAAACUAAAUCUGAGCCCUGGCUAAAUGACACAACUCAUGCUGUCAGACGUGAGUGCCGUAGAGCUGAGCGCAAGUGGAAGAAGGACAAACUGCAGGUGUCUUUUCAAAUGUUAAGGGACUGCUGGCGUCAUUAUCAGAAAACUGUGAAAGAUGCUAAAAGAAAACAUUUCUCGGAUAUUAUCCAGUCAAACUGUCACAAGCCUUUGUUAAACACUAUUGACUCAGUUCUUAAUGCCCCACAAACUGCCUGUAUGGAGGCGUCCCCUGCUGUGUGUGGAAACUUCCUUCACUUUUUUAUUGAUAAGGUCACUUCAAUUAGGGCUCAAAUCUCACCUUCAGCUUAUGACCCCUCAAUCUCUGUUCCCUGCUCUGCUGUUUUUGACCAUUUUGAGCCUGUGACUUUUUCCUUUUUACCGGAGGUUGUUGGUCAUUUGAAGCCCUCGGGUUCUCCAAAUGAUGCUGUCCCCCCUCGACUAUUUAAAGAGGUUUUCCCCACUGUAGGACCAUCUGUUAUUGCAGUCAUAAAUAGCAGUCUGUCCUCAGGUGUGGUCCCUUAAAAUUUUAAACAUGCAGUAGUGCAACCUCUGAUUAAAAAACCUGCUCUAGAUCCUGCAGUUCUUGCUAAUUUCAGGCCUAUCUCCAAAUUGCCUUUCCUUUUAAAAAAUCCUGGAGAAGGUUGUGCACAGUCAAUUAAUGGCCUUUCUGGAAGAACAUAAUAUCCUAGAGGUUUUCCUAUCCGGUUUUAAAACCCUGCACAGCACCGAAUCAGCUCUCUUGAGAGUUUUUAUUGAUAUCUUUUGAGCUACUGACUCUGGUGACUGUGUUAUCCUUGUGCUUUUAGAUUUAACUACUGCAUUUGACACAGUGGAUCAGUGGGUCCUCCAUCGCCCGUCUCCAGAUGGUACAGAAUGCUGCUGCAUGUCUUUUAACUGGCACACGUAAACAUGAGCACAUUUCCCCCAUUUUAGCCUCACUCCACUGGCUGCCUAUUCAAUUUAGGAUCCAUUUUAAAAUUCUUUUAUUUGCUUUUAAAUCCCUGAAUGGUCUUGCCUCGCCCUACCUCUCUGAGCUUCUACACCCCUAUAUACCCAUCCGCCCCCUCAGGUCAGAUGAUCAGCUGCUCCUGAGUGUGCCUAAAACUAAGCGGAAGCUCAGAGGGAACCAUGCCUUUGCUGUGUCUGUUCCUAAAUUAUGGAAUGAUCUGCCUCUGCACGUUAAACAGGCCUCUUCUGUCUGUUUUUAAAUCCCGUCUUAAAACCCAUCUCUUCUCUGUGGCCUUUGACACCUAGUAAGAUGUCGACUUUAUUUACUUGAUUUAAUUUCUUAUUUUGCUUAUUAUUGCGCGGCUAUUAUUUUUAGUCAUGUUUUAUGUCUUUUCUUUUUUCUUAUUUUAUGUAAUUCUGCGCCUCGUGAGCUGUUAUGUCUUUUAUUUAUGAUGUCUUAUUUAUUCUCCUGUACAGCACUUUGGUCAACUUUGGUUGUUUUAAAUUGCUUAACAAGUAAAGUUGGAUUGGAUAAAGAUUCAAUUCAAUUUCAAUUAAAUUCAGUUUUAUUUGUAUAGCGCCAAUUCAUAACAGAAGUUAUCUCAGGACACUUUUCAAAUAGAGCAGGUCUAGACCGAACUCUUUAACAUUAAUUACAGAGACCCAACAGUACCACCAUGAGCAAGCACUUGGCGACAAGGGCAAGGAAAAACUGCCUGUUAAAAGGCAGAAACCUAGGACAGAUCCUCCGGCUCUAGGUUUCUGCCUUUUAACAGGCAGUUUUUCCUUGCCCUUGUCGCCAAGUGCUUGCUCAUGGUGGUACUGUUGGGUCUCUGUAAUUAAUGUUAAAGAGUUCGGUCUAGACCUGCUCUAUUUGAAAAGUGUCCUGAGAUAACUUCUGUUAUGAAUUGGCGCUAUACAAAUA